CACCUCAUGUCUGUGUUGCUGGAAGAAGUGAUCACAAUGGCGGACGACAAGAAAAACCAAAAAGAACACACCGAAAAAGACUCCGAAAACGCCACGGAGAGCGAUGAAAAGGUCAACGACGCUGAGGUAAAAGGCGCCAAGAAGAAAGUCGCUGGUAAAGCAAAAGAAAAGAAAGAAGAAGAAGGCGAUGAUGAAUCCUCAGAGGACGAAGAACUAUUUGGUUUAUAUGACAAACCAUUGGUGAUGGAAGGAAAGAGACAGCGAAAAAGGACAGAUUUUCUGGUGAAGGACCAAGCUGAAAUCAAGAAAGAGCCACAACCUCUCGUAUUCAAUGGAAAAGGAGAGACACUAGGAUCAAUGGAAGUUGUUAACCAUGAAUUAUCAAGAUGCACAGGACAAGAGCUUAAGCCUUUACAUAAGCUUCUUUUUGGGCGCGAUGGAAGAUCAACAGAAAUCAAGAAAAAUAUUAGAGCUUUCAAUGGAUUUAAUUUUGAAGAGGGAACUAAAGAGUAUGAAAAUAAGAAAUUUAUGGUCGAAAGGUUCACAAAUGAAGGAUUGAAGAGACUCUUAGAAAUCUUGGAUCUUGAAAAGAAAGGCACCAGGGAAGACUUGAAAGAGCGUGUUUUUACAUUUUUGAUGAAGCCCAAGGGAUCAGGAAGGACUGUGAAAUCUGCCAAAAAGAAAGCAAAAAAAUCAAAGCCAAAAAGUAAAGGAAAAGGUGAAAAGAGAAAGAGAACAUCAGCUAAGGUACAAAAAUCUUCAGAACAAGUAAAGGAUGAUGAUGAAGAUGAAGAUGAAGAAGAGAGUGAGGAGGAAGAGACCACAAUGCACCAUUUUCGCUAUACCAGAAAAUGUCUAUGGCAAGUGAUAGAACAACACAUAAAACAAACUAGACCCAAACAUGCAGUGCGAUUGAGAAUUGAAUGUACGACCCCAGGCAUGAACUACACAGCCGUGAAAGUCAGCACCAUAGCAGCAUAUACCACCUAA
This is a messenger RNA of Actinia tenebrosa (Australian red waratah sea anemone), 990 nucleotides long. RefSeq lists its product as uncharacterized. The record is from RefSeq and is a predicted model, not a curated record. Lineage: Eukaryota; Metazoa; Cnidaria; Anthozoa; Actiniaria; Actiniidae. Gene Ontology annotation, molecular function: histone binding; DNA binding. Gene Ontology annotation, biological process: regulation of double-strand break repair; chromatin organization. Gene Ontology annotation, cellular component: nucleus.